CACCCCUGAAAUCCUGAUUUAAAGGUGGAGGAUGUCGAUCGUCACGAUCCAGCUUGGCCAAUGUGGGAACCAAGUCGGCCGCGAAGUGUUCGAUACCAUCUGCGCAGAUCUGCGCAGCGGCCAGGGACUGUGUUCCAAAAAGGAAAACGAUUCCUACCAGGCCGCCUGCGAAGAACGUUUUUUCAGCGAAGAGAAACCUGGAGUGCUGGCCGCUCGCGCUGUUCUGGUGGACAUGGAACCCAAAGUGAUCGGACAGACUUUAUCGGUGGCUUCCAAGUCCGGCAGCUGGACAUAUGACCACCGGUCUCAAUUCUGUCAAAAGCAAGGGUCAGGGAACAACUGGGCAAAUGGUUACUGCGUCCAUGGGCCCAAACACAAAGAAGCGAUAAUGAACUUGGUCCGGAAAGAGGCCGAGAAAUGCGACCGACUGAGUGGAUUUCUCACCAUCAUGAGCAUGGCUGGCGGAACCGGAUCAGGCCUGGGUGCCUUUGUGACCGCAGACCUCAAAGACACAUAUCCCACCUCAUUCCUGCUCAACCAUGUCAUCUGGCCCUAUGGAACCGGUGAGGUAAUUGUGCAGAACUACAAUGCCAUCUUGACCCUCUCGCACCUUUACCAGUCCUCCGAUGCCAUCCUGGUUCACGAAAACGAUGCCGUCCACAAGAUCUGUGGGCAGCUUAUGAACAUCAAGCAGAUCUCUUUCCGGGACGUCAACCGAGUCAUUGCACAUCAACUGGGGAGUGUAUUCCAGCCGGCUUACUCCGAAGGAGCCACCCACUACAACAGAAGUCCCCUAGGGAGUCUAAUGGAAGUUCUUGUUCCCCAUCCCGAGUUCAAGAUGUUGGGUCUCCGGAACAUUCCUCAAAUGUCUGAAAAUUCCCUCCCCUUUACGACGUUCGCGUGGCCUGGGCUCCUGAAACACCUGCGGCAGAUGCUCAUCGCAAACGCAAAAAUGGAAGAAGGUAUUGACUGGCAGGUGCGGCCUCCUGCGCCUGGGCUCCCUGCCCCUCAGAAAGAGUCUCCGAACCGGACAGUUCGUUUCAACACCUCCAUCGCCAACCUGGUGACCUUGCGAGGCAAAGACGUACAGAGCGCCGAUCUAGGAGGUUUCCGAGACCCUGCUUUAUAUACCUCUUGGCUAAACGCUCCAGAGGACACCCUGACCAUCUGGAAAACCCCAAGAGCCUUUAAUAGAUAUGAGAAAUCCGCAUCUCUGGUGAGCAACAGCCAGUUUUUGCUGAAGCCCCUUGACGGCGUCGUGGGGAAGGCCUGGAAAAUGUUCGCUUCCAAGGCUUACGUUCAUCAGUACGCCAAGUUUGGGUUGGACGAAGACGCUUUUCUGGACUCUUUCACAACUCUGGAACAAGUGAUCUCCAGCUACGCCAGCCUCUGAUUUCAAAGCCAUCUUUCGCCAGCCUGGGAC
Sceloporus undulatus (fence lizard) is the source of this 1423-nucleotide messenger RNA. RefSeq names its product tubulin delta 1 (gene TUBD1). Bases 32 to 1393 code for a protein of 453 amino acids. The transcript is spliced from 9 exons. NCBI's taxonomy places the organism in Eukaryota, Metazoa, Chordata, Lepidosauria, Squamata, Phrynosomatidae. Gene Ontology annotation, molecular function: structural constituent of cytoskeleton; GTP binding. The record is from RefSeq and is a predicted model, not a curated record. Gene Ontology annotation, cellular component: microtubule; cytoplasm. Gene Ontology annotation, biological process: microtubule cytoskeleton organization; mitotic cell cycle.